Andrographis paniculata is the source of this 1052-nucleotide messenger RNA. RefSeq names its product dof zinc finger protein PBF-like. The record is from RefSeq and is a predicted model, not a curated record. The transcript is spliced from 2 exons. Gene Ontology annotation, biological process: regulation of DNA-templated transcription. Bases 90 to 1052 code for a protein of 320 amino acids. Gene Ontology annotation, molecular function: DNA-binding transcription factor activity; DNA binding. Lineage: Eukaryota; Viridiplantae; Streptophyta; Magnoliopsida; Lamiales; Acanthaceae.
GUCUUCAUCUUCCUGCUCCAAACUUCACCUGCAAUAUUCAAAGCUAUACUGUCGUCUUCUUGAUCUGCAGUGAAAUUUAUUUCCAGUACAUGAAUUUAAUCUCCAGGGGCGUUUGUAUGCAGUAUUUUCAGACAGAAAUGGAGUUAGGGAGAUCUGACCAGGAGAAUAAUUGGCAGCAGGGUCAGCAACAGCCGCCGGCGCCGCCGAGGCGGGUCAGGUCGUCGGAGAUCGCCGCGGCGAACAACCAGCAGCACCACCAACCGCCGCCGCCGCAGAAGUGCCCUCGCUGCGAUUCUUCCAACACCAAGUUCUGCUACUACAAUAAUUACAGCCUGUCGCAGCCGCGUUACUUUUGUAAGGGCUGCCGGAGGUACUGGACCCACGGCGGAACCCUAAGGAACGUCCCCGUCGGCGGCGGCUGCCGGAAGACUAAGCGGCCGAAGCAAUCGGUCGCGUCGGCGCCCUCAUCCGGCGGCGAGAUUGCAACGACUCAGGCUGCGCUAUCACCGCCGUCGAUUCCCAGCGUGCUGAAUCUGACGGCUGGGAUCGGUUCUGGUCAAUCGGUGAUUAGAUCUUUGCCGCCUGUCAUCCCGCCGGCGAUCGGCAACUCUUUCUACGCCGGCGGUGGGGUUCUGUCUUCUCUCGGAACCUUACAAUCAUUACCUGCGGGCCUCAUGACUCCUUCGCCGGCGAUUAAUUUCUCCAUCUCCGGCGCCGCCCAAUAUGGCGCAAACAUGUCCCUUCUGCAAGGGCUUAACCUUCCGGCGACUCUGAAACAGCCGGCGCCUCUCCAAUUCCCAACUCAGAACGACUUCUUCCCAACUCAACAAAGCUUCAAUUUUCCGGCAAGGCCGCAAUCAUGGACACAAGGAUUCAUCCCCAGAGACUUUGCCGGCGGAAGCAGCGGGGCCGCACCGUCAAGCACAAGCGGCGAAGGGGGCGGCGGCUUCUGGGGAGGCUCCACCACCGACGGCGACACUCAGGCGGGACCUUCCUUCGCUGACAACCACCGCUGGCCGGAUAAGACCACCGGAUUCAAUCCGUCUGAAUAG